AUGCCACCGAAGGGCAAGAAGGCGAAGACUCGAGCAGCAAAGUGCUUACUAUCUGAUGACGAUGAGCCCUUGCCACCCCCGCAGGUCUUACACGCAAGGCAAGUGACUACUAUCAGCAACGAGCAGCUCUACUCCAUCUACAAGACCGCCGACGCGGUGCUGGACGACGACGAUGUAUCCUUGCAACAGCUUAGUUUAUUUAUUUCUGAACUUUCCGUUGCUAUUGAUUCUUUUCUGGCUGCCUGUUCUACUUUUGAUAACGCUUGCAUGAAGUAUGGCUUUCUUGAUUUAAAUGAGUCGGGGUUGAAAGAUCGACUGCAACUGGGGCUCGUCAGUAGGGGUAAACUUAGGUGCCUAGAAUCCAAACGAGACAACAUGCAGCGACCUUCACAAUCCACUGCUACAUCAUCCACCGCAACAUCACGUUCUCCCUCCAGUUCUAAUGUUUCAAAUCCCGCAGUACCAGACAGCGCACAUGGUAGUUCGUAUGCAUCCAUCCGGCUACCGAAGCUUACCUUACCCAAAUUUGAUGGCAACUUUUCGAAAUUCCGUGAAUUUCACGAAAUAUUUCAAGCCUCUGUCGGUGCCAGCAAAUUGUCUGAUGUGGAAAAGUUUGCAUAUCUCCAAGAGAAUGUUGAAGGCGUCGCAAAGGAGGCAAUUGCUGGGUUCGACCUGACGGGUGCCAACUAUCGCAUUGCGAUGGAUGUUUUAGAGGAAAGAUUUGGUGACGUUCAAAUCCAUAUCGACAGUCACUACACAGCCAUGACGCAUCUACCUCCAGCAACAGACAAACCUGCUUCGUUGCGGAAACUACUUGACGAAAUCGAACGGAACCUCCGCAGUCUUGAAGCACUCAAACAAGACGUAGAACACCCGUUAUUUAUUCCUAUGAUCACAGCAAAGCUCCCACAGGCUGUCAUGGUGCAGCUUGAGCUUGCACGGGGCAGCGACAGCUGGACAGUCGCAUCCUUACGCAAGGCCCUUGGCAUCUUGGUACGUGUCAAGGAAACUAGUGAACGCCAAUGUCACGACGCGAACAAAGGACAUCAACAGCAUCCUGCGCCAUCCCAUGUCAUUUCAACUGGUGUAUCCCUCUUGCCACAUCAUGAGAAACGCAGACCUCCGAAAUGUUUCUACUGUUCAGGGGCACACUUUAGCGAUGAAUGCGGGCAGUACCGAGAUUUAGAUGCACGCAAAGCUCACUCGAAACUCAAUGAUCGCUGCUCCAUAUGUUUCAGAUCAGAUCAUAUCGCACGUGACUGCAAACAGGCGAGACCGUGCUUCCACUGUAAACUGUCUACGCAUCACAGAAGCUUGUGCGGUAAGAAGUUUGGCGGUGCCUCGGUAGCGCAGUCGGAGCAGAAGCCGGAGAACUCUACAACAUUGAACGUCGAUGCUACACCAUUUCUGUCUGCAACUCAAACCUUGACAUCGACUUGCGAACAUGUUAUCAUGCAGACGGCCCUUGCUACCAUCCAGGAUGAGUCAGGGCAAAGCCUUCAAGCUCGCCUUUUGUUCGAUACUGGUUCCAGUCGAACUUACAUCAAAGAAUCCACCCGAAAAGCCUUGCACAUUCCGACAAUUGGCACUGAUGUCACAGCAAUGGCCAACUUUGGUGCAUCCCAACGCACCACGCAGAACCUUCCACAAGUGGAAUUCAAUGUCCAACUUCUCGAUGGCUCUGCCCAAUCCGUUCAAGCCAGCGUUGUCCCGCAGAUCUGUUGUCCAAUUCUGAAGACUCCGCUGGAUACCCAGACACAUCCGUCGCUCGAACGCCUACCUCUUGCUGAGCCCUUAACACUCACUCGCGAACAUGUCGAGAUUGACAUUCUGGUUGGGACAGAUUUCUACUAUGACUUUGUGCUGACAGAUCGCACCCACUUCCCAGAUGGUCUGAUUCUCCUAGACACCAAGUUAGGUUUUAUCUGCACAGGAAAGGUUCCCCACUCCGAGAUCCAACCAGACGAGUCCACAGUCAUGGUCCAUGAUGUUCCUGACCCUCAGUGCACUCGUUCUGACUUCUUGGAUAAGCCACCUAGCGAGUUGCACGGAUCUCCAUCUUCCUUUCUGGGGGAGGAUCCUGUACGGUUGACCACACCCACUCCUGAUGAGUUUGAAGAGUGUGUUGCAGAAUAG
Molecule: messenger RNA, 2136 nt
Organism: Sycon ciliatum
Lineage: Eukaryota; Metazoa; Porifera; Calcarea; Leucosolenida; Sycettidae
Exons: 1
Coding region: 1-2136 (711 amino acids)
Biological process (GO): proteolysis
Molecular function (GO): zinc ion binding; nucleic acid binding; aspartic-type endopeptidase activity
Source: RefSeq, a predicted model, not a curated record